UACGUUGUUCGAUUUUGUCUGUAGAGUGAGUGAGAGAGAAAGACAGAGAAGAAAGCGCAGUGAACACACACUGAAGAAGAAGAAGAAGAAGAAGAAGCAUCAAUCAAUCUUCAAUCUUCUUCCUUCCAAGAUGAGUACCAUGAAAUUUUGCCGCGAAUGCAACAACAUUCUGUACCCUAAAGAAGACAGAGACCAGAAGGUUCUCCUCUACGCUUGCCGCAAUUGUGAUCACCAGGAGGUUGCUGAUAGCUGCUGUGUGUAUAGGAAUGAGAUACAUCAUUCUGUUGGAGAGCGCACACAAGUGUUGCAGGAUGUAGCUGCAGAUCCAACUUUGCCUCGGACCAAGGCUGUUCGCUGCACUCAAUGUAAUCAUGGUGAAGCUGUGUUUUUCCAGGCAACGGCCAGAGGAGAAGAAGGAAUGACACUUUUUUUCGUUUGCUGCAACCCAAACUGUGGACAUCGAUGGAGAGACUGAAAUUCAUUCCUGCUCACUUCAGGGUUUAAGUGUAACAUGUUUUGUCGUCCACUAUUGGAUAGAAGAGAGAAAAAUUGUAGUUAUAUGAAAAACAUGGUUGAUGCGGGAACAAUAUUGGUGAAGUACUUGUGCUACUUGUUUAACUGCAGUUCCUGAUCAAAGUUAAUUAUGGACAAAUCCUUGUUGGUCAGUGCUGAAAUUUUUUAUGGAUGGCCCCUUAUACUGC
Molecule: messenger RNA, 701 nt
Organism: Lotus japonicus
Lineage: Eukaryota; Viridiplantae; Streptophyta; Magnoliopsida; Fabales; Fabaceae
Product: DNA-directed RNA polymerases II, IV and V subunit 9A
Exons: 4
Coding region: 131-475 (114 amino acids)
Biological process (GO): DNA-templated transcription; maintenance of transcriptional fidelity during transcription elongation by RNA polymerase II; transcription initiation at RNA polymerase II promoter
Cellular component (GO): RNA polymerase II, core complex
Molecular function (GO): DNA-directed RNA polymerase activity; zinc ion binding; nucleic acid binding
Source: RefSeq, a predicted model, not a curated record